AUGCCUCAGGUUAAUCCAGAUCUCGAGGCGUUCCCCGUUCCACGAACCAGCCCUCGCCGUCAGUCCCUGCAUCUUGAGCAAGCUAGGGCAAGACUCUGCAAGCGGCUUGAGCCCUACAGACUCCGUUGGGUGAAGGACCUUGGACAUGGCGGCUUUGGGUUGGCUUCGCUGUUCCGCUUGCAUGAACCCGGCCGGAGCACGCCUCCCAAGUACUAUGUGGCCAAGACUAAUUACAAAGAAGAGCGUGUAUACGUGUUACAUCUUGAGGAUGAGAAACUCAUGACCAAAACUUUCAAAGGUGCAAUGCACAUCGUCCGAGUGCGUUUGUUCCCGCCGUAUCAGAAAAGGGUCGUGAGGGGGUCGGCGAGACUCCGGGCCCAGCCAGACUACGUCCCACCCGAUUACAAACAGGCGGAGAAUGACCAAACGGGCACCAUGCUGCUCGAGUACUACCCCCGAGGGAGCUUGGACAAGGCCAUCCAAGCCGCAGUGAAGAAGGACAUGCGGUUUCCGACCCGGGGUUUGUGGAAGUUAUUCCAGUGCCUUGUUAAAGGGUGCAUCGCGAUGGCCUAUGAACCGGCGAAGUAUCCCACGCUCUACAACGGAGCGGGCCCCCACGACGAACUGAUGAUGCCCACUGCGACGGCAGAGAAAACCGUACAUUUUGAUCUAGACCCGCAAAAUGUUCUCGUCGGAGCUAAUACCGCUCCUGGCACUGCGCAUGCUUUGUUUCCAGUACUUAAGAUUUCGGACUUUGGGCUGGCCCAAUAUUUCAAUGAUGAAUAUUUACAGGAAGAUGACAACAUGUACAGGCUACGUCACUAUGGGAAAGCUAACUUCCUGACCCCGGAACAAUUCACCGGCGAAUGGGAUUACAUCCCCCGCAAUUCUGGCCCCGGGACAGUCCAAACCCCCAACGCAAUACCCGUUGUAGCGGGAAAUUGGUCCUAUAAGUACAACCUAUUCCAGGUCGGUUGGAUCAUGGGCUGCUUACUUGAACGGAGCUACCCACCAGUGCCCCCCUUUGCCCAACGGAUCGCCGUCCCCUGGAGACUCGUGAACCCGCUGUAUUACCACGGGGAGCCCAACUCAUACCCUACCCGCUACGGCCCGGGCGAAAACACCCAGGCCCGUCAACAUGACGGAAACGUGCACCCGGACGGUACUCGCAUUCCAAAUACGCUCGAUAAGGUCAGCGCUUACUCGUAUGGCGAAUACCUGGUGGAUCAUGACUCGAAUAAAACGCAUGACCAUAACCGCCUCGAUGUCGACCGGGUGGGGCCGAGGUUAGAGAACAGGCAGGAUCGCGGAUCUCCCCUUCCUGAACCUGCACCGCCGAUGUAUGCGGACGAAUCGUUCCUCCGCGACUUGGUCGCCAUGUGCCUUUGUGAGAAACCUUACUACCGGCCGAGUUUGACGUGGCUCCAGAAAGAGAUUGAAACGUUCAUGGAGAAGUUCUAUGGCCGCAUUAAUGAGGAGGAUGAGAACAAUCAGGAGAACAAAGAUUUGAGGGAUUUCGUAAGGGAGAUCUUUGAUAGACCGCCACCGCCACCACCACCACCGCCGCCGGCCGCAGCGAGGAAGAAAAGGAGGAAUAUGAAGGGGAAAUACCCGACCGAUGCGCAGCUGGCAAAGGAUAGAAAAGAGAAACGGCAGAAAAAGCAAGAACGAGAGGCCCAGCUCCAGGCGGAACAAGAAGCAAGGGAUCGGCAGAGACAGCUGGACGCGGAGGAGGAGCAAGACGGGGCAGAAGACGGCGAGCAAAAUCAGGAGGAUCAGGAUGGCGGUGAAGACCAGGGGGUGUAA
This is a messenger RNA of Dichotomopilus funicola, 1806 nucleotides long. RefSeq lists its product as uncharacterized. Gene Ontology annotation, molecular function: ATP binding; protein kinase activity. The coding region runs from base 1 to 1806 and encodes 601 amino acids. Lineage: Eukaryota; Fungi; Ascomycota; Sordariomycetes; Sordariales; Chaetomiaceae. Gene Ontology annotation, biological process: protein phosphorylation. The record is from RefSeq and is a predicted model, not a curated record. The transcript is spliced from 7 exons.